AUGCCUACUCCUUUAUCAGCAAUUGGUGCUAAGUGCUCCCAUGAAGUCUCUGAACUACUUCUCAAAUGGCCUGAUAUUAAGAACAUUAUUGAUCUAGUAAAUUGCUGUAGACACAUUCACUUCUUUCUUGGUGAUGUGACUAAAGGUGUUCUCUCUGUAAUUAGAUAUGAGACAUGCUACCAGUAUCUUGAAUACAACAAAAAUGGUAUCCAUGGUUUUAUCAAUACUAAACCUGAACAAGUUGCCAAGAAAGGACUUGGCGGGUAAGUUAAUUAUGCUUAAUCACAUAAUUCAGCUUACUCAUUUGAUAUACAGUACACAAUCAAUUGUACUGCAUCUUCUAUUAAACUUUAUGCCUAUAAAUACUCUGCUAAUCAAUUUAGACACUGUGGAACACUUGCGACCGGGCUGAUAAUUAGUGUAGAAAGAACAAUUAGUUUUCUUGAAGGUGGAUGUCAAGAAUUUUAUAAUUUAAAGACAACCAUAAAAAGCCAUAUUAUGCUUGGAAGAGGUCAGUUUCACUACGAAGCUUUGAAGGUAAAAAUCACGUUUACAAUGAUUCAAUCAAAUUUUUAAUUUAUUAUGUUACAGUACGAGGUUUCAUUAACCUGAACUGUACCUGUUGUCAUACCAGUAUUGUUUAACUAACCUUUGAUCAUUUUUCAAAUUUAGCAUGAUCAAGAGAAAUCAAAGAGGAUGGCACGAGCUCGUGCAGUGACUGAAAAUUUAAUAAGAAUCGCCUUAAGCAUAGUAAACGUUAAAGCAGCUGCCCUUCAUUAUGAAACCUUGGUUGCGUCGCAUCAGUUGACUGGAUCUGAUGUUGGAGAGUUUAGCCAUGGACAAAAGCAAUUCUGA
Paramuricea clavata is the source of this 855-nucleotide messenger RNA. Lineage: Eukaryota; Metazoa; Cnidaria; Anthozoa; Malacalcyonacea; Plexauridae. The record is from the annotation of a GenBank genome assembly.